Molecule: messenger RNA, 1649 nt
Organism: Sciurus carolinensis (gray squirrel)
Lineage: Eukaryota; Metazoa; Chordata; Mammalia; Rodentia; Sciuridae
Gene: Pla2g12a
Product: phospholipase A2 group XIIA
Exons: 4
Coding region: 183-749 (188 amino acids)
Biological process (GO): lipid catabolic process; phospholipid metabolic process; arachidonate secretion
Cellular component (GO): extracellular region
Molecular function (GO): A2-type glycerophospholipase activity; calcium ion binding
Source: RefSeq, a predicted model, not a curated record
GUGUCUACGCGGCCGCGCCGCCUCCUCGCGGCAGCUGUGCAAAGGCGGCAGGAGCCAGCCAGCCGCGAGGGAGGCGUGGGCAUGAAGCCCGCCGCCGCCGAGCCCGGAGCCCGCGCCGCUGCCUAGGGCUCCCGCCGGGCUCCGCGGACUGGUGGGGCUGGACGCGGCCCUGCACUGCGCGGAUGGCCUUGCUCUCGCGGUCCGCGCUUGUCUUCCUGCUCCUUCUGGCUGCCGCUGUCAGGUGCCAGGAGCAGGAUCAGACCACCGACUGGAGGGCCACCCUGAAGACCAUCCGGAACGGCAUUCACAAGAUAGACACGUACCUGAACGCCGCCCUGGACCUCCUGGGAGGCGAGGACGGGCUCUGCCAGUACAAGUGCAGUGACGGAUCUAAGCCUUUUCCACGCUAUGGUUAUAAACCCUCCCCUCCAAAUGGAUGUGGCUCUCCGCUGUUUGGUGUUCAUCUUAACAUUGGCAUCCCUUCCCUGACAAAGUGCUGUAACCAUCACGACAGGUGCUAUGAGACCUGUGGCAAGAGCAAGAAUGAUUGUGAUGAGGAAUUCCAGUAUUGUCUCUCCAAGAUCUGUCGAGAUGUGCAAAAAACACUAGGACUAACUCAGCACGUUCAGGCAUGUGAAACAACAGUGGAGCUCUUGUUUGACAGUGUUAUCCAUCUAGGCUGUAAACCAUACCUCGACAGCCAACGAGCUGCAUGUUGGUGUCGUUAUGAAGAAAAAACUGAUCUUUAAAGAAGAUUCUGACAUUUGGUGGCAAACAAGGAUGGAAGAAUAUAACCUUUGCCAAAAAAAUCUAAUGUUUUCACAGCAUAAGCUGCCUUAUUUUUGUGAAAGGGUCAGUUUAAGACCUUACAAGACUAUAUUUUAACGUUAAAACCUCAGUUAAAAAAAGUGGGGGAGGUGGAACAGAAGGUGUGCCUGUCUUCUCAGCUGUCUUCCUGGACAUUGCUGCCUUGGGCCUUGGUGGACAAACUCUCGCUCAAUCUCAAAAACAGGUAUGUGUUAAGGGAAAAGUUUUGAAAUGAAGAGUAUGUAACUCAAUUUUCACAACUACAUUUACAAAAAAAGAGAGAUCAAAUGUAAAAUUAAUUAUAAGAUCUAUUAAACAUUAUCUUAUUUGGAAAUAUGGGGAAAUCUUCAUUUAAAGGAUUGUUUAUCGUGCCAUUUUAAGUAUACAUUUAUUCCUGGAAGGAACUGACCUUAUUCUUUCUCUAUUUUAAUGACACAUAAUAUCAAUGAGUCAAGCCAGUUACAAGCAGAGUAUUUCCCCAUUUCUCUUAUAAAAUUAGAACUAUCAGCUGGUAACCUCUUAGGAAGAAACCCAGAAUAUCUAAGUAUUCCUUAAUGCCCAGAAGGUAAUGUGAGCAAGGUUCAGAAGCACAGCCAUUCCCAUUUAAUCAACCACUCUUACAACAAAUGUCAUCAUUUACUGUAACCCUUGCCGGAACUGGAGAAAAGAUGGAUUUAAUGAAACAAAUGAAAAGUUGUUUAGCAUAAUACACCAGAGCACUAUAUGCUGUUAUGUUUCAGUGUUUAUUACCUACUUCUUUUUCCUCAUAGUAGACUCUGGAAUAUUUUUAAAAGACUAUAACUUCUACAAACUGUGGUCUUAAUAAAAAAUUAUUCUCCAUA